ACAGGAGGGAAAACUGGAACACUGCUGCUCACUUCACACACUGAAUGUGAGUUUACCACUAAAAAAAAGAAAAUAAUAGUUCACUUUCUGACUUAUGGACCAAAACCAUGACUGACUGAUUUGCAGUGUGGUGUCUGCCAGGUUUGUUUUCCACAUUUCUCAAACGGAAUGGCUUCCAUAUCAGAGGAUGAUCUCUCCUGUCCUGUCUGCCACGACAUCUUCAGCGAUCCUGUCGUCCUGUCAUGCAGCCACAGCUUCUGUAAAGACUGUCUGCAGAGCUGGUGGAGAGAGAAACAAAUAAAGGAGUGUCCGGUUUGUAAGAGAAGAUCAUCAAAGAGUCAACCACCUCGUAACCUGGCAUUAAUGAAGCUGUGUGAGACCUUCUCACUGAAGAGAGAUCAGAGCUCUUCAGCAGGAUCUGAGGCUCUCUGCAGUCUGCACGCUGAGAAACUCAAACUCUUCUGUCUGGACCAUCAGCUGCCAGUGUGCGUCGUCUGUCGAGAUUCAAAAAGACACAACAACCACAAAUUCAGGCCAAUCGAUGAAGCUGCACAGGAUCACAGAGAGGAGCUCCAUGAAGCCCUGAAGCCCUUAAAGAAGAAACUGAAGCUCUUUGAACAAGUUAAAGGAAACUGUGAUCAAACAGCAGAACACAUUAAAGUCCAGGCUCGACACACAGAGAGGCGGAUUAAUGAGCAGUUUAAGAAGCUUCAUCAGUUUCUACAAGAGGAAGAGGAGGCCAGGAUCGCUGCUCUGAGGGAGGAAGAGGAGCAGAAGAGUCAGAUGAUGAAGGAGCAGAUUGAGGCUCUGAGCAGAGAGAUAACAGCUCUUUCAGACACAAUCAGAGCCACAGAGGAGGAGCUGAGAGCUGAAGACGUCUCAUUCCUGCACAACUACAAGGCUGCAGUGGAAAGAGUCCAGCAGCGCCCCCUGCUGGAUGAUCCACAGCUGGUAUCAGGAGCUCUGAUAGACGAGGCCAAACACCUGGGCAACCUGGCCUUUAACAUCUGGGACAAGAUGGAGAAGAUGGUCUCAUACACUCCUGUGAUUUUGGAUCCAAAUACUGGUCAUCCAGAACUCAUCCUGUCUGAAGAUCUGACCAGUGUGCACUCUGGAGAAAGCCGGAGGCUUCCUGAAAACCCAGAGAGGUUUGAACACUUUCCCUCUGUUUUGGGCUCUGAAGGCUUUAACUCAGGGACUCACAGCUGGGAUAUUGAGGUUGGAGAAAGCACAGCGUGGCUUCUGGGUGUGGCUGCAGAGUCUGUCAAAAGGAAAGGAAAAAUACAGUCUCCAACAUGGACAAUAGGAUUCGCUGAAGGUGAAUAUGAAGCCUUCUCCCCAUCAGCCCAACCAACUGUUCUCUCAUUGGAGACAAAGCUUCAACAGAUCAGAGUUCGCCUGGACUCGAAAAAAAGAAAACUGUCAUUCUCUGAUCUAAACACUGAAGCACACAUACACACCUUCACACACAACUGCACCGAGAAGCUCUUUCCAUAUAUAUGCAAUGGAGAUGAAUUCCCAAUAAAGAUUUUACCAGAGAUGGAUGAAAAUGAAGAUGACAGUGACGAUAAUGAUGACGACGAUGAUGAUGAUGAUGACGACUACGACGAUGAGGAUGGCGAAGACGACGACGACGAGGAUGAGGAUGAUGAUGCUGACGAGGAUGAAUCUGACGACGACGAGGAUGCUGACAAGGACGAAUCCGACGAUGAUGAUGAUGACCACAACAAUGAUGAUUAUAUCAUGAGCCUUCUAUAAAUGAAAGGUAUUAUUAUCAUGACGAUCACUAUCUUCAAGGGAGGUAUCAUGUAAUUUACUCUGAUAUAGUUCUACUGUAUUUGUCUUGAAAUUAAUUCUCAAAUGGUCAACGACUAGAGGGAAAACAUUGUCUCCAUGAUGACUCAGGCAAUGAUCCUGUCUGUGAAAAUACAAUCAUUUUAAUUUUACUGUGUCACUCAUCUUAUCUUCUUUUGUCACUCUGCAUGAGAAAGUGAAAAUGUAUGUUGUAAAUUACUGA
Messenger RNA from Chelmon rostratus (copperband butterflyfish), 2017 nucleotides. Its product is annotated as nuclear factor 7, ovary-like. Gene Ontology annotation, molecular function: zinc ion binding; protein binding. The coding region runs from base 169 to 1758 and encodes 529 amino acids. NCBI's taxonomy places the organism in Eukaryota, Metazoa, Chordata, Actinopteri, Chaetodontiformes, Chaetodontidae. The transcript has a single exon. The record is from RefSeq and is a predicted model, not a curated record.